Messenger RNA from Sebastes umbrosus (honeycomb rockfish), 1028 nucleotides. RefSeq names its product HAUS augmin-like complex, subunit 1 (gene haus1). The transcript is spliced from 9 exons. NCBI's taxonomy places the organism in Eukaryota, Metazoa, Chordata, Actinopteri, Perciformes, Sebastidae. Gene Ontology annotation, cellular component: cytosol; HAUS complex. The coding region runs from base 135 to 956 and encodes 273 amino acids. The record is from RefSeq and is a predicted model, not a curated record. Gene Ontology annotation, biological process: spindle assembly; centrosome cycle.
UGACCCGGAAGUUAUUAGUAUGAUUUUCGGGAGCGCGAAACAGGAAGACGAAAACUGUUGUCAUUUGUUUCUAUAGCUACAGGAUCACCUGGGGGUUAUAAUAAGCUAUAGCUGUGGUUUCCUUUUCAUUCAUCAUGUGUGAAAAGAUCAAGAAGGUGAACAGCUGGCUCAGCUCUGUGUUUGGAGAUCAGCCGGUGCCUCAGUUUGAGGUCAACACGAGGACGGUGGACAUCCUGUACCAGCUGGUCCGGUCCAGUGAAGCCCGGUGCGGGGACACAGCUCUCCUCACUGAAGACCUCCAACAGAAAGCAGCAGAGUAUCAGGCUGAGGGUGCUCAUCUCCGUGAUGUUCUUCUACAAGGUGUAGGUCUGUCCUGUUCAAGCUUGUCAAAGCCCGCUGCUGACUACCUGUCUGCUUUAGUGGACACUGCCAUGGUGCUGGGAGUCAGAGACACAUCACUGUGCAGCUUCAUGCCAGCAGUGAACAACCUCACCAACGAGCUGCUGGAAGAAGAGAAGUCAAACAGGAGACUUGAGAGGGAGCUCAGGGCGCUCAGCAAGAGACUGGGUGCUACUCUGGUGAUGCGGAGCAGCUUACAAGAGGACAUCAACAAAACUGUCAAAUCACAGUCGGUGGAGAGCGCUAAAGCGGAGGAGAGAAUGCUCCACAUGGAUUUUGUUACGGCAAAGGCUAAAGAGCUCAGCAGCAGGCGGGAGAGGGCAGAGGCUCAGCUCGUGUCCAGGAACAUGGACAAGUCUAUCACCCACCAGGCUAUUGUGCAGCUCUCUGAGGAAGCCACCGCGCUGAAACAAGAAAUAAUCCCCUUGAAAAAGAAAAUAGAGACUUACAUGGACUUAAGCCCGAGCCCGUCUCUUGCUCAAGUGAAAAUAGAAGAAGCAAAAAGAGAGCUGGCAGCAAUCGAUUCCCAACUGGAGAUGAAAAUGGAUUUCAAGUGAAGAUAAUGUUUCCUCUUUUGAACUGUAAAUUCUGUGUUUGAAAAAUAAUAGUCAUUGUUGUAAAGGCAUAAA